AUGUUGUCGUCAGCUUUCCACUUCGACUACAUUCGCCGAAUGCAAGUUACCGCUUGCUUAACCUCUAAAGCAAGAAGACAAGACAAGGCCGUACUGCUCGUGAGCAAUGCGUAUCUUGUGGCCAGUCGGAGAGCUGGUUUGAGCGAGGCACAGGAGACACAAAAAUGUGGUGGUUCCGGGAUCAACAACUGCCUGGUGUUGAUCCUUCAAGGCGCAGGAUCUUCGACACACAAUACACAAAGGUCCUAUACCAGUCUCGUUUGA
This is a messenger RNA of Fusarium odoratissimum NRRL 54006, 264 nucleotides long. RefSeq lists its product as uncharacterized. NCBI's taxonomy places the organism in Eukaryota, Fungi, Ascomycota, Sordariomycetes, Hypocreales, Nectriaceae. The record is from RefSeq and is a predicted model, not a curated record. The transcript has 3 exons. The coding region runs from base 1 to 264 and encodes 87 amino acids.